Nerophis lumbriciformis (worm pipefish) is the source of this 5285-nucleotide messenger RNA. Its product is annotated as tudor domain-containing 6-like. The record is from RefSeq and is a predicted model, not a curated record. Lineage: Eukaryota; Metazoa; Chordata; Actinopteri; Syngnathiformes; Syngnathidae.
UGUAAGCCUCAUGAUGUGUUCAAUCCCCGGGCUCCCGACACCAGGCUCCGAAGUAACCGUUGCCAUCAAGAGAGUCAACCCAAACCCCAAAUGUGGUCUCGUGGAACUGUGGGUCAACAUGGACGUGGGCAGGAAACAUGCCUAUCAGCAAAUGAAUGAGCACAUACAGUUCCCUCAAAGAUUGUUUUGUGGAUCUGAUGGAGAAUCCGGGGAUCUGUGUUUGGUUUGCAUCAGCGAUAAGUGGCAUCGGGCUCGCAUUGUGUCCAUCCAAGAUGAAGCUUGCCAUGUCUUCCUUAUUGACCAAGGACGGCCCCACGUCAGUGAGUGGGAUGCCCUAGCAUGGGACCAGAGUGACUGUUUCUUCCUCCCUCCUGAAAUUGAAUCUUGUAUCCUCGCCAACGUCAUCGCCCUCGAGGAGAACUGGCCCGAGAAAGCUGCCAACUUUUUGAGGUCUCUUCCUGGGAAGACGAUGAGCGGAGUGGUUCAGCACGUUCUGACGCCGGACAGGACAAUUCUCUUAGACAUACCGUUCAUCUCCAAGCAAAUGUGCACCUUGGGGGCUGCAAGGAAGCUUCCGGUGGAGGAGUUUAGAGACGUUUUACUGAAAUGUUUGCAGCCACCCAAAGAAAAUUCACCCAUCACCUGUAACGUGACACAGGUGAGUUUGAAUAAUGGUGUACCACUCGAUGAUACCAACCAGUACUUCUACCCAGAACUGCUCUGUGGCGUGUUUGAAACGGUUCUAGUGACUGAAGUAAUUCAUCCUCAUAAAGUGUUUUGCAAACUACUAAUUUACUCCCAAGCAUUGAAAACUCUCUCAGAAGAGAUGCAACUCUACUAUGACGAGUCUUCAGAUCCUAGAGAAGAACAACCAAAGACCUGCGGUGAACCGUGCGCCACUCGAGGGGAAAACCACAGAUGGCAUCGCUCGCUGCUAAAACAAAACGUCCAAAAUGGUGAUGCGCUUGUGGAAGUCAUGCACGUAGACGAAGGAAAACAUGAGUUUGUCCCUGUGGGAUGCAUCAAACCCUUACAGAAGAAAUUCCUUAGAAUGCCGGUGGUCACGUAUCGCUUUUCCCUAUAUGGGGUGGUGGAGGGUGGCACAGGAUGGACGGAAAAUCAUAUCAAGUAUUUAAAGUCGUUGCUUCUGAACAAUACGUUUGUGGUCAGGCUUGAAAAGCAUCACACGUGUGACGAUGCCUAUAGUGUCAAACUCUACAACACAAAUGGCACAUGCAUGAACACUUGUUUUUUGGAGAAAGCUGAACUUUUCCUAGCCACGACAACUGAAAGACCUUUGGACAUCCAGAUUGAACCCCCAUCAGCUCUCAAUACAGAAGAUGUGCCAAGAGUGGAUUUUCUAAACCUUGUCGAUGUAGAUGACCGCUUGGAAAAGGAAACAUUGGCUUUUGCCGAAAAUGGACCAGUUGAUGAUCAACGAGACACUGGUCCUACUUCUGGUCCCAGUGACCGAGAUGACGCUGAACAUCCUCAACCGCUAUUACUCACGAAUAAGGAUUGUUUGACUUCCGAGGUGAAACAUGUUCACCAAGAUCAUCUGUUAUGUGUGGGAAGCACUAUCAAUGUAAAAGUAUCCUGCAUUCAAGGUCCGCACAAGUUCUGGUGUCAAAAAACUGAAAAUGAAGAGACUCUAAAACUACUGAUGGAAGGGCUUCAAGACCAGUAUGCCUCCAGCCACCCUCUGUCCAUAGUUGAGUCACCCUGUGUCGCUCGAAACCCAGACAAUGGCAUGUGGCAUAGAGCAAAGAUUAUCACUAGUGGCCACUUCAUCGAAGUAGAUGUGCAUUUUUUGGACUACGGUGCGACACGAAGGGUGCCCCUGAGAGACGUCUGCCACAUUGACCCGGCAUUUCUGCAACUUGAUGUUCAGGCCUUUCAGUGUCGCUUAGGCAACCCAAAUACACCAUCUGAUACUCCCUGGAACAACGCUGCAUCAGUUGAGUUUCAAAAGUUUGUGCAAUCUGGCAAGUCUGAUAUCAAAUGCACAAUAAAAGACAGAAUUUCUGAUGAAGAAGGUCAGCUGGUUAAUGUGGUAGAUCUUGAAACGUCAGCUCAGAGUGCUUGCAAACUGCUUGCCCAGAAAUACGCUCAAGCCCUCCCCGUCGUCCCUGUGAAUACGUACAGUUAUUUCACGUAUGAUAUGGAGGUUGGCAGAAAAGAGAAGGUGCGGGUAACUUCAUCAGAGACUGUGCACCACUUCUUCUGCCAGCUGAACAGAAAUUCUCAUUUGUUCGAAGAAGUGAAGGCGGAUGUUAAGAAAGUAAUUGGCAAGUCUCAGUGCGGAGACAGAGACUCCAUUGGACUCAACACUGCUUGCCUUGCUCGGUACACAGAUAACGAGUGGUACAGAGGUCAAGUGGUGAAAAUGUCUCCAAAUACAGAAGUUCUCUUUGUGGACUGCGGCGACACCCUUUCAGUGAAUGAGUCUGAUAUUCUCCCCCUGUCUGCCAGUGCAAGCGUCGUAAAGUCUGUCCCAGUAUUAGCGGUUCCUCUCGGACUCUUUGGCGUUCCAGUUGAUGUACCGGAGGAGGUCAACCAGUGGUUUGCAGGUCACGCUGUUGGCACAACUUUCACUAUUUUUGUAGCGGCAACAGGGGAUCGAGGGAAGCUGCUUGUGGAACUGUUUGACAGGUCGCUGAAUAUAAAUGUCAUUGUAAGAGAGAAGAUGGUAAAUGCAAAACAACAAGCAAUGACCGAGAAAAUUGUGCCAGCUAGCCAAGAGGUCCCAAAAGAGGCUGCAUUACCAGAUAAGAACUUUUUAAGAGAAGAACUUGUGUUUGUAUCAAAACUUCAGGAGAUGGUUGAGCAAAAUAAAGAGCAGAGAAGCAAUGGAACACAACAACCCAACACCACCUUGGCAACUACAUUAAAUAGUGACCCUGAAAAGACUCUUGGAGAGGAACCUUUGAACAGCACUAUUCACAAAGAAGAAAUACUCCAAACCAGCCAACCAAACACAGCAGUGACACAAAAUUGCCCCCCUGAGUGCCCUGAAAGACUUAAUAGUUUCACAUACAAGAUGCCAAAUGUUUCUCCUUACUGUACAGAGGUGUACGCCUCCUGCAUUGUUGGACCUAGCUACUUCUGGUGUCAGUAUGCCAACACUGAAGACUUGAACGCUCUGUCAACACUUGCUCAGACAGUUGGAGAGUCCUUACAAGAUACUACGGCCCCAGAGACUUUAAACCCUGGUUGUCCAUGUCUUGCCCUCUUUUCCGAUGACUCCCAGUGGUAUCGAGCUCAAGUUGUUCGGAGGACCAACAACAUGGUCAGUGUUUUGUUUGUGGACUUUGGAAACGAGUCUGAGCUAGAGAUUAAAUAUGUGAGAUCCCUCCCCAUGUCUCUGAUAGAAUAUGCUCCUCAGGCUUUCUUGUGCAGUUUGGAUGGAUUUGAUGAGUCCAAAGGGUCGUGGGAUGAUCAGGUUUAUGAUGACAUCUACACUCUUCUCGUUGAUAAACCCCUCAGAGUGACAAUGUUAAAUGUACAAGAGCAUUCAGAAACUUCCUUUCCUCAACAUUUAGUGAAAAUUGAGUGUGGAAAUACAAAUGUAAACGAGGCCAUGCAAAAAUACUGGAAAGCAAACAUUUUUACUGAGUCUGAAAUUGAAAGGGCUCAAGAAGCCACUCCCCCAAAACCUAUAGAGUCCAACGUGAUUCCGAUCAAGGAAAGUGCAAGAACAUGCUCAUACAAGCACCCAAAUGUUACCUUAAACAAAAUGGAGGAGGUUUAUGCUUCGUGUAUCGUGGAACCUAAUUUCUUCUGGUGUCAGUUUACCAACACAGACGACCUCGACAAGGUAGUGAGUCUUGCUCAGGUUGAAGGACGAGCAGAGCUGGACCUCAACUUCUCAGAGACCUUUGGACCAAGCAGCCUUUGCCUCGCGCUCUUUUCCACAGACAACCAAUGGUAUCGAGCACUGAUCAUAAGCAAAGAGGAAAAUAGAGUCCACGUGGUGUUUGUGGACUAUGGGAAUGAAGCUGACCUCGCCCCUCAGAACGUGAGACCUCUGCCUCAGAGUCUGCAGGAUUAUGCUCCUCGGGCCUUUUUGUGCUCUCUGAAUGGAUUUGAUGACUCCCAGGGCUCCUGGGAAGAUGACGCUUACGAUGACUUCUUCAAUCUUCUCGUUGAUAAGCCCCUCAGAGUGACUGUGUCUCGUGUUAAAGACCAUCCAGAGACCGAUCUACCUUAUCAUGCAGUGGAAGUUGAGUGUGAAGGAGUGUCUGUGAAUGCAGCAAUGCAGAAAUACUGGAAGCCAACCACCGGAGGACAUUUUACAACUCCCACAGGGGAAUCUCCCCGAAAUGGUCAAAGUAGUACAGUGAAUGUAAACGUUGCCAUGUACGAAAAGCCAAAUAUCUCAAAAAAUAAGCCCGAGGUUGUUUAUGCCUCUUGUCUUGUGGACCCUAAUUUCUUCUGGUGCCAGUUCGGUAACACACAGGUCCUGGAGCAGCUGUCAGCUCUUGCCAAGGAAGCGGGACAAGCCGAGCUGGACGAGAACUUCCUGGAGUCACUCCUUCCUGGCAGUCCUUGUCUGGCUUUGUACCCAACGGACCACAAUUGGUAUCGAGCUCAAGUGAUCUCCAGAGUGGUCGACAACUUUCACGUGGUGUUCAUCGACUAUGGGAAUAACUCGCACGUCAACACCAAAGAUGUCAGGCCGCUGGCUCGUGGUCUGCUGGAGUUUGCCCCUCAGGCCUUUUUGUGCUCACUGAACAGAUUUGAAGCGGCCAUAGGCUCUUGGGACAAAGGUGCCUGCAAAGAGUUUGCUAGCCUCCUGGCUGACAAACCACUCAAAGUGACAGUGCUUCACGUGGAAGACGUCGCACAGAUCGCUCUGCCUCAGUAUGCAGUAGAAGUGGAGUGUGAAGGGGUGAGUGUGAAUGAAAUGAUGGAGAAAUACUGCAAUGAAACAGGCUAGCUGCUCAAAUACUCUGAUACAGAGUGUUCUUAGUCCAUUACUGACGAUCCUGCUACAAAUUGUUAAUAUAGAUCUUGUUUUAGGACUUAUUAGAUAAGAUAAGAUGUGCGUUAUAGACCUAGUAUGUGAACUGCAUUGCGUAACCGAACUAUGUAAUUGUUCACAUUUGUCUCUUGUCUGUCCUUAACUCUUAAACAUGUUUAGACUUGUUGUAAUUGGAAUGAAUAAACAUCAGGUAUUAGAGUUUUUAAACCUCAUGUCUGGGCUCAAGAUACGGCGACCACGUUUUGGGUGUGCACAGUAAAACGUAAUGCAUGCAAAAGUCUGAAGUGAUAAUAAAAUAAAA